GGAUGCUUGUACGAUCAUCAAAGCUUGACGCAUCAUCGUGCGGAAGAGAUCAGCUUUUUUCGUCGGAUCUAUCUGAAGUCGAAUCUAUCGUGUGACCGAGAAAAUAUUCAUUUGCCACUCUAUUCUCGAUUAUGUGAACAAAGUUCGACAAAAUUUAUUUUUCACUUUUAUAUAUAAUUUUCAUUUAAUUUUUCAAAACAUUGUUAUACGAACAUAUAGUUGUAUGUGUACAUAUGUGAAAAAAAUAUAAUGUAAUAUGCUGUAAUAUAUUCAAUGUUUAGUGCUUCUCUUAUAAAUAAUACGAUGUAACAUUUGCUAUAAAUAAUUAGUGCAUAUGCUGUCAAUGUGUCAAGCUCGAAGAAGACUGAAGUUAAUAAUUGCACAGCAAGAAAAUCGAAAAUGAGUUUGCGCUGGAUUCACGAGAAUCUAGAAGCACCAACAUGCGACGAAGAGUGCAGCGAUAUCGAUGAUAGUAGCGAUGAUAGCUAUGACACGGAACUAUCUCUUCAAGAAGACGACGACGUAAUGGAAAAUGGAAAAAAAAUCGCUCGAGAUAUCCGGAAGAAGAGGGAAACUAGAAGACCUCCGACUACCACCGUCACCUUUGACGGGAACGGAACUCCUCGUAACGUCGAACGCAAUUCCAAACUACGUAAAUACACGCCAUACAUAAUAUGGGAUCCUCGACAGCCAGCAAAAAAUCCUGUCUACAAUUGUCGGAUAAUAAAACUGUACUGCCGAACAGGGUAUCAUCUGGCAAUUACACCGUCCGGACGAGUCCGAGGAUUAUCUGGCAACAAAGAGUCGCACGCUCUGCUUCACGUGACGCCGGUAUCUUUCGGUGUUAUUAGAAUACAAAGUAUCGAAACGAGGCUUUUCUUGGCAUUUGAUAAAAAAGGACGAUUAUAUGGAGAGGUAAAUAUGACUAACGAUAAUACUGAAUGGGAACAAUGGAGUAUUGGUUCCUACGAUGCAUUUCGAUCCCGCAAAUACGUGCAUUAUGGAUGGUGGGUAGGGAUAAAGAAGAAUGGACGAGCAAAGCCAGGCCCGAAAACAUCUUGGGGGCAAAAAGCAAUACAAUUUUCGGCUAUCCAAGAGGACUAAUCGAGAAUUAAUCGGAAAGUUUUAGCACACA
Molecule: messenger RNA, 1135 nt
Organism: Cataglyphis hispanica
Lineage: Eukaryota; Metazoa; Arthropoda; Insecta; Hymenoptera; Formicidae
Product: fibroblast growth factor 1-like
Exons: 5
Coding region: 400-1104 (234 amino acids)
Biological process (GO): positive regulation of gene expression; cell differentiation; animal organ morphogenesis
Cellular component (GO): cytoplasm
Molecular function (GO): fibroblast growth factor receptor binding; growth factor activity
Source: RefSeq, a predicted model, not a curated record